Babesia bigemina is the source of this 411-nucleotide messenger RNA. RefSeq lists its product as hypothetical. The coding region runs from base 1 to 411 and encodes 136 amino acids. The transcript is spliced from 3 exons. The record is from RefSeq and is a predicted model, not a curated record. Lineage: Eukaryota; Apicomplexa; Aconoidasida; Piroplasmida; Babesiidae.
AUGUCUAGUCGGAUUCGCCGGGUGCUGCUGGCAAUAACCGCUCUGGCGUUGAAUUUGGGCUUCAUUACCGUCGCCAGAGCGCACUUCUGCACGGCCGCAGUCUGCCAGCUGUGCUGCAAGGCAACACAGGAGGGCUGCGUCAACGCCUUCACGUCGUACGCCAGCGGCACGCUCAUUAGCAACAACCUAUAUUGCGAGCAGUGCAACUGUGACAACCCCCAAAUCGGUAGGAAGGACGCCAGUGUGAUGUGUAUGACCGACGCAGGGUGUGGCUGGGUAGGACGGCGCUUCAAGCGCAUUGAGUGCACUUCGUGCGCCAUAAUUGACGCUAUGUUAGAAAACAACCCCGACCUUCCAGUAGCAGGCUGUGGCAGAGCCGUGGUAGAUGGCGCCCUAAUCUUCACGAGUUGA